This is a messenger RNA of Leptonychotes weddellii (Weddell seal), 980 nucleotides long. NCBI's taxonomy places the organism in Eukaryota, Metazoa, Chordata, Mammalia, Carnivora, Phocidae. The record is from RefSeq and is a predicted model, not a curated record.
AGGCGGGCGCUUUUGCUGACGUCUUUGAGCGCGCCGGAAGUGCCUGCUUAGGAGAGGGGCGACGAGCCGACGACUACAUUUGCGGGGUGUCCCGGCGGCCCGGAGUCGUGGCUUACAGAAGAGAUGAAAUGUGGUCUGAAGGACGAUAUGACUAUGAAAGACUUCCAAGAGAACGAGUACCUCCUCGAAAUCACCCCAGUGAUGGCUACCAUAGAGUAGUUAAUAUUGUGCCAAAGAAACCAUCACUGCUAGACAGACCUGGUGAAGGAAGCUACAGUAGAUAUUACAGUCAUGUUGAUUACCAAGAAUAUGACGAGGGCCGCAGUUUUUCUCAUGAUCGAAGAAGUGGUCCACCUCACAGAGGAGAUGAAUCUGGCUAUAGGUGGACAAGAGAUGAUCAUUCUGCCAGUCGACAGCCUGAGUACAGGGACAUGAGAGAUGGCUUUAGAAGAAAAAGUUUCUAUUCUUCCCAUUACACGAGAGACCGGUCUCCUCAUAAAAGAGACCCUCCUUUUAUCAGAGAAUCACCUGUAGGUCGGAAGGAUUCUCCACACAGCAGGUCUGGCUCCAGUGUCAGUAGUAGAAGCUACUCUCCAGAAAGAAGCAAAACGUACUCUUUCCAUCAGUCUCAACAUAGAAAGUCCAUCCGUGCUGGUGCCUCCUACAAACGGCAGAAUGAAGGAAAUCCAGAAAGAGGUAAAGAGAGACCUGUUCAGUCUUUGAAAACAUCAAGAGACACUUCACCCUCAAGUUCUUCAGCAGUUCCUCCGUCAAAGGUGUUAGACAAACCCAGUAGGCUAACUGAAAAGGAACUUGCUGAGGCUGCAAGCAAGUGGGCUGCUGAGAAGCUAGAGAAGGCAGAUGAGAGUAACUUACCUGAAAUUGAGUAUGAGGUAAGGCAUAGUUUCCCCUUGAUGUUUCACAUGAAGAGUUUUGUCUGGAUCUUAAAUUAUGGGUGGGAAGUGUUUGAUUUGUUCUAG